GCACGCAGUAAUAAAACCAAUUGCUUACUUUUUACACGUUUUCUUACAAACUGGACGUUUUUUUGUGACUUUUGUAUUGUAUUGAAAUAAUAUUUUCUUAGCAAUCAAAUACAAAUGUGUGAUAAAAUUAAUUGGAACACGUGAAACAGUUUGUGAUGUGAAUAAGAUUACAUCAUAAGACGUCACCAUGUGGUACCUCCUACUCCUCCUUCUGCCAGGAGUGAGGAUGCAGGAUGACGACCUGUCUCCAAAGGACCACCACUACAGACUCCCAUUCAAUGCUGUUCAGUUUGUGGAACACAAAUCUUCAAAAAACGGCCCCAUACUAUUCCCAAACGAUGCACCACCACCGCCACCAACACCGCUAAUAGUGACAUCUCGACCCCUCAUCGAAUCCAUUGCCAGGAGCGAGCUGAACCCUAACAACAGCGUAGCAGCCCAAUCCCAGUUCCACCAGGUCCAAUACAAACCUGACUACCUAACCAGGACCAGGACUUACACGCCCUACACCAAUGGGGUCUCCUCGACCCCAGUGUAUGACUAUAGACCCCCUAAUGUGUAUAUUGUGACCACAGCAAGACCUGAGAAAGAGAACUUUUAUAAGGAAUAUGAGCGUAAUAGUACAAAAAAACGUAUGAUGGAAUUUUUUCAACCGAAAAAGAACGAAACUAGACGAAGAAAUCUUUGGGAACAUCCUAUUUACCGCCGGACUACCGAACAACAGUCCCGAAGAAUGAACAACGCAAGGAAAGCUAAUUUUGAUGAUGACGUCAAAGGCAAGCAAAUCAAGGUGUUACAUAGUUCGUUAUACAGCAGAGAAGCUGAAUAUAACGAAGUCGCUGAUCAUCAUGAAAAUCAGGAGGAACACAAUAUGAUUGAUAUCGAUGCAAGCGAUAGCCUUCGACAAAAACGUUCAACUGCAGAAGAGGACGAUUCAAAAGCAUCAUACUUCAACUUUAACAAAGAAACUAUAAAUAGUAAAUUAUACGACAACAGCAAAGAAACACAAGCAAAACCUUUGCUCAGCGUGAAGACAUUUAAUCAAAACGAUAGAGAAAUCUUCGCCACAUCAACUGAAAGUCAAACAAAAUACAGGAACCGCAGAAACCAACCAUACAGUCAUGAAGUUUCCAGCCAAGAAAAAUCAUCUGACUCCAGUCUAUUUAGCCUUAAUCUAGGUAAUAAACAAAAAAAUCGUCCAGUAGUUAAACUACGACAGGUGGUUAAUAUACAAAAGCAUAAGUCAGAUACUAAUCAAGCCUACAACGAUGAAGUUAUGGCACGUGCACGUAAUAAUAUGCGCACACAAACAAACAAACAAUCGGGAAGUGGAGAAUGGGAAAGACAUGGGGAAAAUGAAGCCAUGUUGCCUCAAAGAAGACCCGUAUAUAAAUCAGAGAGAGACAGUGACCAAUAUAAAGAUAAGGAAGUCAACCCACCACCACGAGAUGAUGAAAUGAAGGAAUUGCUUAGCACCGAACAGAAGGACAAACCCGACAAUUUCUUUGAUAAAAUUGGCAGUACAACGUAUCAUGAGAAAGAAAUAAAUCCACAGAAUGAAGCUUUGAAAAAAAUUGGAAGGGGCAAAAAGCCUAAAGUCGUCAGGACUUAUCAAUUUGGAAAAAGUAAACGUCGAGAUCAAGAACAUAUACCUACUCGUAAAAUGAGCAAUGUUAAAUACCAGGACCAAUCUUCUGAACAUCUUAAUUAUGGAGGUGGACCUGGACCAGAAAACAGCAAGGAAUAUAAUCAUGGCGAAAAUUACGCUUUUUCCUACACAGUAAAAGACCACAAGACUGGCGACGACUUCUCACACUCCCAACAAAGCACAGGAUCAGCCACAAACGGGGAAUACAGAGUUCGACUCCCAGACGGACGCAUGCAAAUAGUGUCUUACACUGCAGAUGAGAACGGAUAUAAUGCUAAAGUAAGAUAUGAUGAACAUACUACACCAGAUAAUAAUUUAGAUGUAGAUGUUACUAAAGGAAACGUGUAUCAUCCUCCAACACCAAUCACGUAUAAACAUCUCGACAAAGUAUAUACUGACAAUAACAAGGAUUCCUUCGAAAACGAUGAGUAUAUACGCCAAAGAUACAACGAUGACAAAAUUGUAAAGAGCUCCGUCGCAGCAGAACGUCCAGUUUUCAACGACAUUGCACAGAAUUACUACGGACCAAAACAAAAUGAUUUCCAAAACUUCAAACCGCAUUACGAAACAACAAAAUCUGUGAACAAAGAUCGUGCGGACGACUUAACAGACACCAACAAUGAAUUCUUAAAACAUUUCCAUCAGAAAUUGGCAGAAAGAAAUAAACUACAGAGAACUAAAGACGAAGACUAUUUCAAAUUCUCUCAAGAAAUAGCAGAUUACUCGUCUGAAUUAGGAUUACAUGGUAAUAAGAAACAUAAGGCUAAAUAUGCAGAUUUUGAAAGUCCUAGUGAAGGUGAAGCCAAUGGUAAAGUAACACCAACUUAUGAAGAAUUGAAAGAACUUUUCGCCAGUAAUGGAAAUAGACAGCAACAUGUGGUGUCUACAGCUAGGCCUUACGACGAUGUGACUGACAAUCUAGUUGUUGAAAUAACUCCUAGAAAACCAAAUCUGUAUACUAAUGUUAAUUAUUUUAAUAACCUAAUAUCCGCCACUCCAUCACCUUUCCCCUUUCCUGCUACAGCCACCACACCUAGCAGUUAUUUGUACUCUACUAUAGCUAAUUUAAAACAUAGACUUUCUGUCGGGCACAAACCUGUCCUCUCUCAUCAGUACAUUAAUAAAAUAAAUAAAUAUUUGAUGUAUAAAUAGUCGGUGUAUAUAUAAGUAAGAAAGUAUGGUGGUGUAUAUAAUUUAUUUUUGUAUAAUAAAAUUCUAGUUCAAGUU
Spodoptera frugiperda (fall armyworm) is the source of this 2875-nucleotide messenger RNA. RefSeq lists its product as uncharacterized. The coding region runs from base 188 to 2800 and encodes 870 amino acids. Gene Ontology annotation, cellular component: extracellular matrix. The record is from RefSeq and is a predicted model, not a curated record. NCBI's taxonomy places the organism in Eukaryota, Metazoa, Arthropoda, Insecta, Lepidoptera, Noctuidae. The transcript has 10 exons.